Molecule: messenger RNA, 1600 nt
Organism: Jaculus jaculus (lesser Egyptian jerboa)
Lineage: Eukaryota; Metazoa; Chordata; Mammalia; Rodentia; Dipodidae
Gene: Msx1
Product: msh homeobox 1
Exons: 2
Coding region: 71-982 (303 amino acids)
Biological process (GO): regulation of transcription by RNA polymerase II; embryonic morphogenesis
Cellular component (GO): nucleus
Molecular function (GO): RNA polymerase II transcription regulatory region sequence-specific DNA binding; DNA-binding transcription factor activity, RNA polymerase II-specific
Source: RefSeq, a predicted model, not a curated record
CUCCCAGCCGGCCCGAAGCCCAUGCCCCGGAGCUAGCCAGUGUUGCGGCUGGAGGGGGGCCCGGCUCUGCAUGGCCCCGGCUGCUGCUAUGACUUCUUUGUCACUCGGUGUCAAAGUGGAGGACUCCGCCUUCGGCAAGCCUGCAGGGGGAGGCGCGGGCCAGGCCCCCACCGCUGUCGCGGCCACAGCGACCGCCAUGGGCGCAGAUGAGGAGGGGGCCAAGCCCAAAGUGUCCCCUUCGCUUCUGCCCUUCAGCGUGGAGGCGCUCAUGGCCGAUCACAGGAAGCCCGGGGCCAAGGAGAGCGCCCUAGCGGCGGCGGAGGGCCCGCAGGCGGCGGGCGGCUCGGUGCAGCCGCUGGGCGCCCGGCCGGGGUCACUGGGCGCCCCGGACGCGCCUUCCUCGCCGCGGCCGCUCGGCCAUUUCUCAGUGGGAGGACUCCUCAAGCUGCCGGAAGAUGCGCUGGUCAAGGCCGAGAGCCCCGAGAAGCCCGAGCGGACCCCGUGGAUGCAGAGCCCCCGCUUCUCCCCGCCCCCAGCCAGGAGGUUGAGCCCCCCCGCGUGCACCCUGCGCAAGCACAAGACCAACCGCAAGCCGCGGACGCCCUUCACCACGGCGCAGCUGUUGGCUCUGGAGCGCAAGUUCCGCCAGAAGCAGUACCUGUCCAUCGCCGAACGCGCGGAGUUCUCCAGCUCGCUCAGCCUCACCGAGACACAGGUGAAGAUCUGGUUUCAGAACCGACGCGCCAAGGCCAAGAGACUGCAGGAGGCGGAGCUUGAGAAGCUGAAGAUGGCCGCGAAGCCCAUGCUGCCACCCGCUGCCUUCGGCCUCUCCUUCCCUCUAGGCGGCCCCGCUGCCGUGGCUGCGGCCGCGGGAGCCUCUCUCUACAGUGCCUCCGGCCCCUUUCAGCGAGCUGCGCUGCCCGUGGCGCCCGUGGGACUUUACACAGCCCAUGUAGGCUACAGCAUGUACCACCUGACAUAGGUGGGCAGAGUGGGGCCUAUGGUGCCAGCCCGCACCCCACCCCACCCCCCAGCCGUCUCUUCUAGCUGCUGGAGGGAGCCCUUCCCACAGGCUCCCCUGCCCAGCACCUCCUGGUCCCUUCUGUUUAACUCCCUGCUCCUAUUCCUUCUGGUCGCUGGCUCCCUGGGUUCCUUUUCCCAAUCCCCUCUAAAAAAGUGGCUGGAAUUAUAGAUGGGGAUAACUAACGGCCAGAGAGGCCAAGAGAUUUACCAGCAGAAUUAGUGGUUGAAGGGGACUAGAGGCCAACAGUUAGAGACCACAUCUGCACAGCUGCUCCCUGUCCUGACACCGGGCAGGAAACGCACAGAGAAAUGGCUGUCUGAUGCUCUGGGAAAUGAGAACAGUCUGACAAAGCACACAAGAGAUGGAUCUCACUCAGCUCCUUCCGUUGGUAAAACUCCGAGAGCUCCGAAGCAAAGCGUUGCUGUGGGGACAGGUCACACUAGGUGUGUUACAAAGGUAGGUUGAAAGGACUGCCUUUCCUACGACCAGAAAAAAAAAAAAAUCUGUUUUUAUUUAACAGUACAUUUUUGUGGCUCUCAAGCAUCCCUUUGGAAGGGAUUGUGUGUACUAUGUAAU